Messenger RNA from Linum trigynum, 435 nucleotides. NCBI's taxonomy places the organism in Eukaryota, Viridiplantae, Streptophyta, Magnoliopsida, Malpighiales, Linaceae. The record is from the annotation of a GenBank genome assembly.
AUGGCGCGGACGGGUUGGGUGCCUCAGCCUCGGUCGGAUUUGGGCUUGGCUUUAGCGAUGGCGGCGGAGGGGCGUAGUGCGCGGAGAAGCGGAGUGCGGGGAGUGCGCGGAGUGCGCGGAGAAGCAAGAGGCGCAAUGCCGCCAAAGGAUUUUGGCGGCUGCGGGGAUAGCCGACACCGCUUGUCGUGCUGCUGUUGGAAGGAGGGUGCGUCGUCCUCUAGCCGCGCUGCUGUAGAAAAGUGCGUCUUCUUUCUCGACGCUGACAGAGGUGAUUUGGUCGGGUGGCGGUCGGUGGCGCUACCGGCUGUAUUGGCGGGGCAUCGACGAAGGCGAUCGGUGGUUCGUUGCGCGACGACCAGCGUUACGCUCUUCUUUUACCUCGGGGACUGUGCUUGCUUCGAUAUAUGUGUCCAUCACUUUUCUGACAUGGCGUGA